Messenger RNA from Darwinula stevensoni, 2069 nucleotides. NCBI's taxonomy places the organism in Eukaryota, Metazoa, Arthropoda, Ostracoda, Podocopida, Darwinulidae. The record is from the annotation of a GenBank genome assembly.
CAUUCAUUCAGUACCACCGGCUCACCACGUGCAAGGGUGGUCGUCUGUUCGCCAUCCUACGAUCGUGAUUCCUAAACUUCUGGCUCUUUGUGUCAUCGACGACCACAAGAAAGCAGUAUUUUGAAAAGCUUAAGAUGUCUUGGCUGUUUGGCCUGCGGAAUAGUACCCCUCAGCAGCCACCAGAAGCAGGUGGCGGCGUUCCGGUAGGGAAUGCACCUCCUCCAGGAGGCGGAAAUACUGGGCAGGGGGAUACCAAAGUAAGCAAAGCUAUGGAGGCUUACAGAUUCGACUCAGCUGCUUUGGAAAGAGCUGCUCAGGCUGCAAAAGAACUCGAACGAUCUUCUUAUGCCAAAGAUGCAUUGGAGUUGUCAAAGAUGCAGGAGCAGACACGGCAGAAGGAGCAAAUGGCAAAGAUCAAGGAGUAUGAAGCCCACAUUGAACAAAUGAAGAUUGAAGGAAAGCGUGUAGAGCAGGAGGAGAGAAGGAAAACUCUGAGUGAAGAGACCAAGCAGCAGCAAGCUCGGGCCCAAUACCAAGAUCAAUUGGCAAGGAAGAGGUAUGAGGAUCAACUGAUUCAGCAGCAGAGAAUACAGGAGGAGCAAUUGCGAAGGCAAGAAGAGUCAGUAGCAAAACAGGAAGCGAUGAAGAAGGCAACUCUGGAACAUGAAUUGGAGAUGAGAGCUAAGGUUGAUAUGAAGCGGAUAGAGGCCGAGGCCAAAGCAAAGGCCAAGGCUGACCGGGAGAAUCAGGAUCUACACCUAGAACAAAUUCGAUUAAAGGCAGCUGAGAAUCGAACAACAGUCCUGGAAUCCAUCAAAACAGCAAGUUCAGUGUUGGGGACAGGAUUACAGGCAUUUCUGGCUGAUUGGGACCGAAUCAUGGCUGCUGCAGCAGGCAUCACACUUCUUUCUCUUGGGGUUUAUUCUGCUAAGCGUGGAACAGGGGUUGCUGCCCGGUAUAUUGAAGCCAGAUUAGGAAAGCCAUCACUGGUACGAGACACAUCCAGGAUAACGUUUUUGGAUGCUGUGAGGCAUCCCGUAAAAAGUGUGAGGAAGACAUUCACUAGACCCCUGGAUGCCAUGCAGGGAGUUGUCCUCUCUCCUUCACUUGAGACGAGGCUUAGGGAUGUGGCCAUCACCACCAGAAACACAAAGCAUAACAAAGGGAUGUAUAGGAACAUCUUGUUCUUUGGUCCACCAGGAACUGGCAAAACCCUCUUUGCUAAGAAAUUGGCGGCAGCAUCUGGGAUGGAUUAUGCAGUUUGCACUGGAGGGGAUGUGGCUCCAUUGGGUCGAGAUGGAGUGACAGCAAUGCAUAAGCUUUUUGACUGGGCCCAAAACACACGCAAGGGUCUCCUUCUCUUCAUGGAUGAGGCAGAUGCUUUCCUACGCAAGAGGAGCUCCGAGACUGUUUCUGAAGAUCUUAGGUCCACACUCAAUGCCUUCCUCUAUCGUACUGGGGAACAAUCCAACAAAUUUAUGCUGAUACUGGCCUCAAAUACACCUGAGCAGUUUGACUGGGCUGUGAAUGAUCGCUUAGAUGAAAUGGUUGAAUUCUCCCUCCCUGGUCUGGAAGAGCGAGAGCGGCUUGUCCGUCUCUACUUUGACAAGUUCAUUCUUGGCCCUGCUGCUGAGGGCAGAAGGCGGUUGAAGGUGGCCCAGUUCGACUACAGUGCCCUGUGCUCUCGCAUUGCACACGAAACAGAGGGUCUGUCUGGUCGGGAGAUUGCCAAGCUGGGUGUAGCGUGGCAGGCAGCAGCUUAUGCCAGUGAUGAUGGAAUUCUCACUGAACAGAUGGUGCUAGAUCGUGUGCAAGAUGCUGUCAUUCAACAUCGACAAAAGGUGGAAUGGCAGAGUGAGAAAGAGCGUCAAGAGUUCAAGUCCCUGACAUACAAGACUCGGAAGGAAAGUUCUUCGUAUGUUCCCAAAUCCUCAAAGUCCUCGUCCUCAUCAUCUCCUACAUCUAGCUAAUCUUAGUGUAUCUAGGCAAGGUCUCUGGAGCUGUAUUCCCAUUUAGGUUUGUGUUUGACCUAUAGAAUUAUGAAUGAGAACUCGCUUUUGUACUCAAUA